This is a messenger RNA of Ostrea edulis (European flat oyster), 3096 nucleotides long. Its product is annotated as organic cation transporter protein-like. Gene Ontology annotation, cellular component: membrane. The transcript is spliced from 10 exons. Gene Ontology annotation, molecular function: transmembrane transporter activity. Gene Ontology annotation, biological process: transmembrane transport. Bases 166 to 1761 code for a protein of 531 amino acids. The record is from RefSeq and is a predicted model, not a curated record. NCBI's taxonomy places the organism in Eukaryota, Metazoa, Mollusca, Bivalvia, Ostreida, Ostreidae.
AUUGAUGAAAAUUUAUACAGAAACCCCAAAUGAAACCGAACUACAUAUAAAUGGACGUGACUAGAAUGAACUAACACAGAUUAUAUAAUCACGUAAUAUACGUAUUACCAGAUCUUUGCAUCGGUUAAAAAAUUUGUGACACAGGUGUCUCAAAAAGACGUGAAAAUGGACUAUGACGAUAUCAUAAAAGAAUUGGGUUCGUUUGGAAAAUAUCAAAGACGUGUGUUUUUUCUUCUUUCGGUACCAUGUCUUCUUACCGGGUUUGGGGCUUCAGUGACUAGUUUCAUUUUAGGAAAUCACCAACACAGAUGCAAGCUUCCAUUUCACGAGAAUGAUACAUUUGCUGUACAGUCGGAGACACAUCUAGAGAUUAUCAAUAAAACAAUACCAAGAAACCCCGAUGGUACCUUCUCAAAGUGUUCCAUACUGAUUAAUGGUACAGAGACGAAGUGUUCCGAAUGGGUGUACGACCAAUCACAAUUCAAGCGGACUGUAACGUCAGACUUUAACUUGGUGUGUGACAAUCUUUACCUCAGAUCCCACGUUAAGAUCGCGUAUAUGGUGGGAUUUCUCAUGGCGUCUGUGAUAUCGCAAUUAGCUGAUGUAGUGGGGAGGCGAUUCAUGGUAAGAAUGGUGUGUACACUCCAGAUAGGAAUUGUUUUUGCUAUUCCGUUUUCCUCUACCUUGCCAAUGUUUGCAACGUUGCGGUUUUUCGAAGGAAUGUUUUCCUUGGCAUUCUUCCAGGUCUAUUAUACUACAGUUUUAGAAUUAGUCGGCUCUAAGGAAAGAAUCAUUACAGUCACCCUACCAGAUGUGUUCUGGUCUCUUGGCCAAUUUCUAAUGAUCCUGUUGGUGUAUUUUGAGAGGGAUUGGUUCUACGUGAUGCUGUUUCUUGCGCUACCUACCGUCUAUAACCUGAUAUUUUGGAUACCAGGCCUUUUACCGGAAUCUCCUCGAUGGCUGACGGCUAGGGGACGAACAGAGGAGGCGUCCAAAAUACUGACCAAAAUGGCGAAAGUCAACAAGGUUCAGACGAAAGUUGAUGCUUACAAGAUCAAACAAGAUUCGGAUCCAGGCAUGAUGAUUAUCUUGAAGGAAUUACUUCGCUCUAAAAUUCUUCUUAGAAGACUUUUGAUAGUUAUCAGUAACUGGUUCACAGUGUCCUUCAUCUAUUAUGGUCUUACAUUGAAUGUGGACUCGCUUGGCGGGAACCUGUACGCGAACUAUGCCCUGCUGGGACUAGUUGAGCUGGCUGGAUACUGCGUCAUUUUCUUUGUGAACAUGACAGGACGCAAACCUGCACAUCUAGUGGCGAUAUUCGGAUGUGGCGUGGCAUCAAUAGGUUCUAUCCUGCUCAUACUCUUCGCGGAGAACACUUUGCACUGGUUACACAUACUCCUAGCUCUGAUUUCCCGGUUUGGAAUCUCAGUUUUGUUCUCUGUUCUUUAUCUUUACACCGGAGAGUUGUUCCCGACCGUCGUACGGAGUAUCGUGAUGGGGACAGUCAGUAUUGGCGCCCGUAUAGGCUCCAUGAUCUCCCCAUAUUUGUAUGACAUUACGGAUGGUAAGAUGGGAAAGAUGGUGCCCCUGAUCGCAUAUUCUGUACUAACAAUCACAGUGGGAUUGAUUUCUAUCAGACUUCCAGAGACGAACAAGCGGAAAUUGAUGGAAACGGUUCAUGAUGUUAGCAUAGAGAAUGCAGAUUUGGUGAAAUAUUAUGAAGACAAAGAUACCAGUGCAGAAGUCCUGCCACUGGAGUGAUACCUAUCAUCAAAUCUUUAUGCGCUAGUGCCGACAAAUUGGACUGAGAACAUUUAAUUGUUUUCUGAUCAUUAAACCAUCCAGUGUCUUCUGAUAGUAUGUCUCAACUAGAUAGGAAAUCAUUUUUAGUUAUAACUUUGUAAAUCUGUAAAUCACGAUUUUGAUAUAACCGGAUUACAUAUUAUUUUUUACUUUCAAUAGAAAAUGCCCCAAAAUGAAAUCACAUAUGUAUUAUAUCCUUCCAGGAAUAUCUAGUGAUCACCUAUGCAUUUUGUAUGACUUUUUGAUCCCAUUGUUAAAUUUUAUGGCACCACAAUCGAAAACGAAUCAAGUACAGUCUAUUUUUAAGAGAAGAUUGGCCUACAUUUUGGUUGUAAUUGAAUGUUUUUAAAGAAUUUGUCAACUUUAGAAAACUUUGUAGGUGUGUUUCAUAGUUAGAAUGAACAGUACACGCUGACUAAUCAAAUGAUUUAUUGUUUAGUGAUACUGUAAAUGUAUUACAUUUGGAUGUGUAUUCUAUUUAGCGCCUUUGGCGGAACUCAGCUUCCGCUAAAUCAAGUACAUCGCCAAAUUCCAUCCGUAAAUCUCGAUGUUUAAAGUAAUUCAGGAAUGCGCUAAAUCAAAUCUACGCUAACUUGUUGAAAAAACGAUUUCCGCCAAAUAUCGUACACGCCAAAUAUAAUACGUUUACAGUAUUUAAAGGACACAUCGCAUCUUUCCAAAGUAUACAAAAUUAUACGCAAUUUGUCUUUCUUAUGCUUAUGGUAAAUAAUUCCAAUAGUUCGUUCGCCGAAAUAUUUUGAUAAUCUGCCAUAAUAGGAAAUUAAAUAUAAGCGCCAAUUUAAAAACUUUUCGUUAAUUACAUGAAGUUAGGUAGUCACGUGGUACAGUGACCUUCUUCGAUCAACUGAUGAUGAAAAUAAUGUUGAACAGUUGUAAAAACUCAGCUUUUAGGGGCCUAAUUUAUUCACCAUGGACAACAUUAAUUUCGAUUUUCACAAAUUUCAAAAUGUUAUAUGUUUUAGCCAACAGUGCAUACAAAUGGCGAUGUGAAUACCCUAAUGUAGCGAGGAAGCGAGCAUGAGAUUGCAAUUACGAGUUAAUUAUAAUGUUUACAUGGUUCGCUGUCUAUUGGGUUAGGUUAUUUCUUUAAACAUUUGGAAUUGGCGUCGUUGUUUUUUUUUAAAUAAACAGUGCGAUUAUUAUCUAUUUUUGGAUUAAACAAAUUAUGAUUACCCACUGUCAUGGGUGUAUUCUUUAAAUAAAUCAAUACAAUCAAUCAAAUUUUACGUGGAAAUCGCAAUACUUUAUUUCGAUAAAGCAAUUUUAUUAUUA